AAAGAGUAGAGGAGCGAUAUAGCGAAAGUUUCCAACAAGUCAAAGCACGUACAUCAGGGGGGGUGGUGGAUAUGGAGUAAUGGAGAUCACACCAAAAUUGAUUUGAGAAUCCUUAAAAAGAUUAUAAAAUAAUAUCAUAAGAUUCUUCACAUUUCUGAGAGAAAGAGAGAGAGAGAGCUUUUUGUAAUUGUUAUAUAGAGAGAGAGAAAGAGACCUGUUUGAAAGAGACAACAUGCAUUUAGCAUACAGACAGCUUCUGCAUAUAUAAUCACGGAGUAGUCAGAUUUUUGAUCAAUUUGCAAUCAAUUUUUUUGGUAAAGGUUAAGAGAUUCGGAUCGGAGAGAUGAUCAGAACCGGUGCUGUUUCGCGGCGGAAGAGAUCGUCGGACAUGAUCGGAGAAAGCUUCGACGAUGUAUCGCCUUCCGAUUCUCAUGAAGUUCAUGUUCUUGCCGUUGAUGAUAGCCUCGUCGAUCGAAAAGUCAUUGAACGAUUGCUCAAAAUCACCUCCUGCAAAGUAACAGCAGUGGAUAGUGGAAGGAGAGCUCUGCAAUUUUUAGGAUUAGAUGAGGAUAAGAGCUCAGUUGAUUUUGAUUUGAAGGUGGAUCUGAUAAUCACAGACUAUUGUAUGCCUGGGAUGACUGGUUACGAUUUGCUUAAAAGAAUUAAGGGAUCGUCUUCUUUCAGAGAAAUACCAGUUGUGAUCAUGUCAUCUGAAAACGUUUUGGCAAGGAUCGACAGGUACAUAUAUGAAUCACUAAUUCUAAUCACAAAAUAUUUUUAGAGAGAAUUUUAUACAUACCCGAGAAUUUUGAAUUUUGGUAUGCUAAUUUAAUCAAAGAGAGCCUUGCAAACCUAUAUGAAUCGGAUACCGUUUGUUUAGACAGAAAAACAGAAAAUAUUUCUUAUGAAUUUUUUUUAUAAAAAUAUAUUUUUUAGAAAAAUCAUUUUAUAUUUUUGGUUAUGGGAGUGGUGGCAAUGAGAGCGAAGGCAGUGAUGAUGGUAGUGGCUGUGGAGAUGAUAGUACGAUGGCGGAGGUGAGAGUUGCGGUGGCAAUGGAGCAAUUUGGGAAUUUGAUAAAAAAUUAAUUUUUAGACUUUUCACCAAGUUCUCACAAAAAAAAUUACAAAAAAGUCAAAAAAAUUUAAAAUUAAUUU
Camellia sinensis is the source of this 1154-nucleotide messenger RNA. NCBI's taxonomy places the organism in Eukaryota, Viridiplantae, Streptophyta, Magnoliopsida, Ericales, Theaceae. The record is from RefSeq and is a predicted model, not a curated record.